This is a messenger RNA of Misgurnus anguillicaudatus (oriental weatherfish), 3961 nucleotides long. It is a transcript of the gene ptprn2, whose product is annotated as protein tyrosine phosphatase receptor type N2. NCBI's taxonomy places the organism in Eukaryota, Metazoa, Chordata, Actinopteri, Cypriniformes, Cobitidae. The record is from RefSeq and is a predicted model, not a curated record. Gene Ontology annotation, molecular function: protein tyrosine phosphatase activity. Gene Ontology annotation, biological process: protein dephosphorylation; insulin secretion involved in cellular response to glucose stimulus; regulation of secretion. Gene Ontology annotation, cellular component: secretory granule; synapse.
UCAACAGCCGAGGAGGGGCGCUGACCGUGGUACUGAACGAGCCUCGCUUUUAGAGUUGAGUACAGGACACGAGACACCCGUGCAUCACUCGCCUCACUAUCCUUGAUCUCCACAUUUCUCUGACCCACUUCCCUUUUAAUCACAUCACCCGUGAAACCUGAGAGCCGUUAUGCUGAAUUAACGGACGCUCGACGGGCGGGAUGGAUUCGGUGCGCGCGCUGCUCCUCGCGGUUGUGUUUCUCCACGCGCUUGCCGUUACCAUCGCAGACAGGAAAUUCGGCUGCCUGUUUGAGGGUGAUGUAUGCGAGUCAGAUGAAAUCUGCAUCAAUGAUGGGGUGUUUGGGCGAUGCCGGGGAUAUUCAGGGACUGCUUCUUAUACAUAUGCUGUCUCUCCAGCAUCUCUGCAACGUUUGAGGAACCUUCUCCAGAAACUGGCCCACAGAGGAUAUACUUGGCAGGAUGACACAACUCAGGAGGUGAUAUCAAAAGAGCUUUCACAGCUACCUAAGGUUCCCUUUGGAAGAUUUAAAAACACCCCUUCCCAUUUCACUGGCAACUCUCCUAGAACGGACCUUUCAGAUGGUGAUAGGAAGCCUAAAGUUCAAAAUGAAGAACUCAGCAGGACACUACAGAGGUACCUACAGAAUCUGGGCUUCCAGCGUAGCGAUGGGGUCUCUUUCAAGCAGAGCCCUCAAGGGCAACAAGUCCUUUGGAAGUACAGGGAAAAUGCACCUCCCAAUCAUAAGGGUUUUAUUCAGCUCAAAGAGAAACCUCUUCCACCCCACAUCUCUUUCCCACAAACUCGACCUGAUCUCCAGGCGAUUGUGGAACAGCUUCCCGCGGGUCGAUCAUCCCUCACUGGUUUUGAACAAGAUCGCACUGGAGUCGCUCUCGCUGAGCUUCAGCAGUAUCAAGCUGGGUCCAUGAGAGCGCAAGAUUUUGAAAAAGGUCAAACACAGGGAAAACAGCGCUAUUUUAGCCUUCAGCGCGCUCCCGCUUCCAAAAUAGUAAAAGAGCCAGGAGCUUCCAGACAACCUCCAAAGCCAAGAAUCGAAAAACUGCUUUUUAAAUCUGGAACAAGUAGCACUGCUCCCAAGAAUGCCCUCAGUUCUGUAGAUGAAAAGUUCAUUGAUAGAGUUGUUAACCAGCUUGGACGCCAGAGUGUCAAUGUGGAUGCUUUGUCCACAAACGACCUGGACCAGCUCUCUACAGUCAUCACCCAGGCCCUGCAGGUGGUGGAUGGAGGGGAAGGGGUGAAAGAUAGAGAGGUCACACAGAAUAAGAGGCCAGAUGAUAAAGUAAAGGACAAGUGGGAACCUGGUGAUCAAUCACAUCAGAUGCACAAAGCUGAAAACAACACACCAAGAGAAACACAAACUAAAGAAGGUAUCCACAAAUCUGAUGGCAAGGACAAAGGUUUUAUUAGCCAGCUGCUGGAAUUUCUGGAUCACAACUCUGGCCGUGAAUCUGCUGGUCCCUCCCAAGCUAAAGAGCCUUUUCUGGGUUACGUUGACCAGCCAAAUGCUGGAAGCCCGGUGAGAGCUAGUUUGGAGAACGUCCAAAGCCGGACAACACAAACAGAAUUGGACCUGAUGAAGACGAAAAUGGAACCUGACACUUUGGAUCUGGACCCACAGGUAGACAAUGAAGUAGAACAGUGGAUCCACAGUUCAAAAGGCUCUCUGGAAACGAAACCACAAAAACUGUCCAUGGAUAAAGAGGAGGUCCAAAAGAAGGGUGUGAGACUAGAAGUGAACAUCGCAGCAUAUACAAGUCCACACGACGGAGACUUUGGCUAUAUUAUCACUGAAGGUUCUCUGUCCACAGAUCAGGGUCUGAACCUUAUGGAGCUCUUAGCUGAGAGAGUCAACCUUCAUGUAACGGAUUUUCUACAGCUCUCGGUUCUGGGUCCAGCUGUAACUUUUCGAGUGCGUCCCAAUGCGCGAAACAUCAGCACGGCCCAGCUAGUCAGAGUGGCAGUUGAGCAGAAAGGACCGCUGGAGAAGGAGAGCGGCAUACAGAUUCUUCAGGCUGGACUGAGUGAUAGAGGCAAGCUGAGCCAAAUUCCUGUUGUCAAAAACAGUCAAGUGGAGCCAAGCAACUUUUUGAUUCUGGUGGUGGUCUCCAUGGUUUUUAUUGUCAUGGUAUUGGGGAUGUCUGGGGCGCUGUACUGCUUGCGCCAUCGCUCCCACCAUAAGCUGAAGGAGAAGCUUGCCGGGUUGGGAAGUGACACAGGCCACGAUGCCACAACAACCUAUCAGGAUCUCUGUCGUCAGCGCAUGGCAAUGCAGACAUCAGAGCGGGGAGAGCGUUCAGAGGUCUUCCACCCAUCGCACACGUCACGCAUUAACAGUGUGUCUUCACAGUUUAGUGAUGGACCAAUGCAGAGUCCAUCUGCCCGCAGCAGUACAUCUUCCUGGAGUGAGGAGCCCUCACAAACCAACAUGGACAUCUCCACUGGACACAUGAUACUGUCGUACAUGGAGGAUCACCUGCAGAAUAAAGAUCGUCUGGAUAAGGAGUGGGAGGCUCUCUGUAGUUACCAGGCUGAGCCAGCAGCAUGUGUAGUGGGUCAGCAGGAACACAACGUCCAGCGCAAUCGCCCACACGGCGUCCUUGUUUAUGAUCACUCCAGAGUCAUCCUGAAGCAAGAGAAUAACCAAUCCAGAUCUGAUUACAUCAACGCCAGCCCCAUUAUGGACCAUGACCCCCGAAACCCAGCCUAUAUCUGCGCUCAAGGUCCUCUUGCCCCCACUGUGGCAGACUUCUGGCAGAUGGUUUGGGAGAGCGGCUGUGUGGUGAUUGUCAUGUUAACACCUCUUACCGAAAAUGGCAUCAAACAGUGCCAUCAGUACUGGCCAGAUGAAGGCUCUGAUCUCUACCAUAUAUACGAGGUAAAUCUGGUCUCUGAGCAUAUCUGGUGCGAUGAUUUUCUGGUGCGCAGUUUCUACCUGAAGAACGUCCAGACUAAUGAGACUCGCACAGUUACUCAGUUCCACUUCUUGUCAUGGAUGGACCAAAAUGUUCCAGAGUCCGCAAGAACCCUGUUGGACUUCCGCAGAAAGGUUAACAAGUGCUACCGGGGCAGGUCUUGUCCGAUAAUUGUUCAUUGCAGUGAUGGUGCUGGAAGAAGUGGAACGUACAUUCUGAUUGAUAUGGUUCUAAAUAAAAUGGCCAAAGGUGCGAAGGAGAUUGAUAUUGCUGCUACCCUGGAGCACCUAAGGGACCAGAGAUCAGGCAUGGUACAGACUAAGGAACAGUUUGAGUUUGCAUUGACUGCUGUAGCAGAAGAGGUGAACGCCAUUCUCAAAGCUCUUCCUCAGUGAAGGAUAAGAUUCACAAACACUUCCAACAUCUUUUCCUUAUACCUUUUCUGUGUAAUGUGAUUUUCUCUUAUCUUUGCAAGAAACAGAGAAAUAAUGUCGCUUGAAAUGAAACGAAACUAUGAAAAUUGACCAAAUGUAUAAAUCGAAAUUCUGAUUUAUUGUAAUGCGAAAGACAUUUACUUGUCCUAAGUGUGUGUGCAAUGAUUAAGCCUUGAAAUUAUUGUUGUUUAGAAGAGCUAGCCAACUAGACAUGCAAUCAUAGGUUGUAUUUCCUGCUCGGAUUGGUGUUUACACUAGUUGUGCAUAUAAACAUCUCAGAUAUAUGUGUUGUGUAGGACAGAUGUGACGUAUGACACUGUAUUUGAUCCUCUGCAGUUAGCAUAAAAUUUAUUUAAUGGAUUGUGAUGAGCAAUAUAAAUGCGAUGAUGAGAAAACUAUUUUGCAGUUCUAACAAUUGUGAUCUCUAAUGGAAUCAACAUUCUUCGUUGUGAUAUACUGUGUUUCUUGACUUAUAAACAGAUUAUAUUAUAUAUAGAUAAACUGAUUACCAAUGUGAUUAAGAAUGGUCUGCCAAAAUGUAAUUGUAUAUAUUAUUUUUGUGUGAACAAUAUAAAGUAACAUCAUAAAUCUCAAAA